Leptidea sinapis is the source of this 1060-nucleotide messenger RNA. Its product is annotated as tetraspanin-9-like. The transcript is spliced from 6 exons. Gene Ontology annotation, cellular component: membrane. The coding region runs from base 236 to 940 and encodes 234 amino acids. The record is from RefSeq and is a predicted model, not a curated record. NCBI's taxonomy places the organism in Eukaryota, Metazoa, Arthropoda, Insecta, Lepidoptera, Pieridae.
GUCCGAACUCGCCAGUCGACAGUUGACACUGAGCAGUGAGCACUCGGUGAUUCGGUUAACUUGAUAAUCUAAAAUAAGUUGUGUUUGUCAGUUGAAUUGUUUUUCAAGUCGGUGGUCGCGUCGAACGACUGACGCUUUCAUAAUAUUUGUGAAUGAAGUUAACUGUGUUAAGUGUUUACGUUGUUACGUUCAAACAAUGCAGUGAUAAUUUUACGUGAAAGUUAUUCGUGUUGCAAUGGCGAUGGGCGGUGCUAUGGACAGCUGCGGGCGUUGCAUGAAGAUCUCGCUGGUCGUGAUCAAUCUAGUCACAUUUCUUGGUGGUCUAAUAGCAGUAGCUAUUGGACUAUGGAUAUGGGUGUCCCGUUCGUUCUCCAGCACUUUGAUGAGCAAUAACAUGUACAUCGCUUCUGUUGCCGUGGUCAUAGCCAUGGGGGCUGCUAUCAUGCUGCUGUCAUUCCUGGGAUGCUGCGGCGCCGCAAAGGAGGUCAAAUGUAUGCUACUUACGUACUACAUCCUCGUGUUCAUAAUUUUCGUGGCGAUGCUGGUGGGAGGCAUUCUACUGUUCGUGUUCCGUGUUAAAGUCGUGUCGACUUUAGACCGCGAGAUGCAGGCCUCAAUCCCCUACUACGGCACGAGGCGAGAGUACACCCAGGCCUGGGACGACACGCAGACAAACCUGCAGUGCUGCGGCGUGAAGAGCUAUAAAGACUGGAACGAUAAUGUUCCUGAGAGUUGCUGCAAAGAAGUUUAUCCCGGAAAAAGACUUGACUGUAGAAGCUCUCCUAAUCCAACAACGAUGCACAUGGACGGUUGCUUUCAUAAAACUUCAGAAAUACUUCGCGAGGACGCUAUCUACGUCGGAGCUGUGGCGAUCAUCGUGGCAUUGACUAUGAUAUUAGCACUAGUAUUCUCGUGUGGACUUUUCGUGAAAAUCCAGUGAAAGAGACGUUUUAUAUUAAGUGCCUUGACAACAAUAAUUAUUAAUUAGGUAUAUUUUUGAUUUGUUACUGAUUGAAUGCAUUAUCUAGAUGUUGGUGUAUUAAAUCUUACUAUUUUUGUA